Molecule: messenger RNA, 2758 nt
Organism: Durusdinium trenchii
Lineage: Eukaryota; Dinophyceae; Suessiales; Symbiodiniaceae
Source: the annotation of a GenBank genome assembly
AGAAAAACCACAAAAACCACUCGCCACGUCAUCACUCGCUACUCUUCCAAUAAAAGCAAACGACCAACCCGUUGGGGCACAGGACGCCUUCUUUGUGCCCGUUUUCGUAGGGCUUUCGGUGGACCAUUCAGACAAGCUUGGCCUAACCGGGCCAAGCGAACGACCAUCAGUCAGUGUGGCUUGCUGGCUGGUUUUGCUGUUGGAAGCAUGUUUGCGUGACUGGUUUGUAGUCUUGUGCAGCGUAAAUUGAUCGAGAUGAGUUCAUAGUUUGAAUAUGUGAGGUAGACUCAUUUGUAGCGAUGGCUUUGUCAAUGAGUCGGAAACUGGGGAAGUCACUUCUGCUGUUCAGCUUUUGGUACAUGGAAUGCCUCCUGCAGGCAUUCGUACCAGGUGCACUCGUGAAUGCAAGGCAGUCUGCGCAAACACGGUUGGCAGCUGAAUCCAAGAAACGGCAGUUCCCUCCGUUGACAAGUCCGCAAAUCCUGAAGAACACGUGUUCGUUCCCUUGGAAGGUUAUGGACAGAAGAUAGAGGAUUUGUUUGAAGGAGAGGAGUUUGCGUUUGUUCGUGGAGGUGUUGGCGUGGGCAAAAGCACUUUGCGCUUGCACCUGGCACGGCAAAACCCGAAGUUUGUUAGUGUUCCUUUUGGUGAUGGAAAGUAUUGUGAAAACCAUUAUGACUGCGAUGCAGAGGAGUGUCAGAAAGGAUGAGAUGCAACUUGAGGAUGCAGUUUGCCUAGCGCAUGCAAACAAUCUGACACUGGUACUAGAUGAAGCCCAUACUAUCUUCAACCUCCCGGACCUUUGUGUGCUGCUUUUCAAGAGUGACACUCACCCCAAGUUGCUCUUGUUAUCAGCAUCAGGCGAGGGAAAGGGUAGCAGGGCAGUCACACCUUCCGAGAUCAAACAGAAGUUCUUUUGGACUCCUCCUGUCCCUGAAACGGAGGAUGCUCUUGAUGAACUUGUCAAGGGGUUGAAUGAGGCAGGCGUACACCUAGAUGCAAGAAGCGUGGCUUUCUUCCUCAAAUUUUGCGGCGGGCACCGAUCAAUUUAUGUUGCCGCGAUGAGAUGGGUCAAACAGAUGCAAGAUGAGACAAGUCAUUGGGCAUUUAGAGACACAGUCGCAAAAGUUCGAGCCAGCAUUAGCGAUGGCAGUUGGGCAACUGGCACGAUCUUGGGUGCACUUGCUGAAUCACGAGGAGUGAAGGUGAAUGGGAGAUACAGUGACCUUGACGUAGUGCAAAAAGAAUUCAUACAACGUCUUUGUGAAGGCCCAGGUAAUCUUUCUAAGGAGAUACGGCGUGAGUUGACCAUCCAGGGAUUUGUCAUCCCGGUCUCGGAAGGUAAUGAUGAGUUCCAGAGAGUAGAUUGGACAAGACCAGGUGCCACGUAUGCUGUUGCCAAUCCAAUUCUGGCUUCCUACUACAGGCAUCAAUUACAGAACUUUUGUGGAUUGAAAGUGCAUGUUGAACCGUUUGUGCCAGUCAAUUGUUUGGAUCUAUUGCUUCGCGCAAUUCCAUGUCUGACUUUUGCACAGGUGGUCUCCUUUGCCGCAGACCUUGAAUCAAAUUCCUCUCUGUCAGGGUCAGACUUGCCGUAUGAAGAGCAAUACAAUGCUGCCAUCCUACAUGCUCUGCAAAGAUUGGGGUAUCAGGCUUCUGCACCUUUAACCCCCCGCAAUGGCAAAGUUGAUGUACUGGUGCAGAUUAACCAGAUGGCUUUCAGCUUGGAAUGCAUCAUGGCAAAUCGUGGCCAGGAAAGCCACAUUGAGCAUCGCAAUCGCUUCGACAAUGAAAACCUGACAAACUAUUUCAAGGCUGACCACAAGGCACUGGUCACAAUCGGAAGUACAAAUGUUGCGCGUAAACGAGUCAAUGAGACAAGAGCUGAUGGUGUGGAGAUCGUCGGUUUGAUGCCAAACAUUGCGCAUACUGGCUACCACGUUCUGUACCGUGGCCUGGGGCCCAAAACAACCGAGCAGAUCAAGCGUUUCGCAUGUUUUCAACUACGUCUAUGUUUUUUAUGCUCGCUUCGAAGAAUUCCAAACGAGUGUGUAGAAUCAUUCCCUUAUUUUGUUCGGAAAGGUGCCGCUGAGGGUACAGAUUUGGUGGAGUACUAUGUCGAGUGCGACCUUGUAGCACGUGCGUUGGACCAUGAUCGAAUCCGCUGCAUCCAGAAGAUUUCGCACAUCAACCCACCUGGGAAACCUCCACGUCUAGACCAAGCCUUUGGAACCCAGACCAAAGCUGUUUGGGUGAGGCAACUGCAGCAGGAGAUUGGCAACGCUUUCCAAGUCAAGGGAGAAUUGCUGAACGUUGAUGACCUCAAAGAAGCCAUAUGCUCAGAAGUUGCCUUGUCUCAAGUUUGUUUUGGCUGCUCUUGUUGAGACUCGACUGUCGUUUGCUUCAGACAAUCGAAAAGAAGGAGAAACUGUCCAUCGCCGCGUCCAAGAUUGACAUCUACAGCUCGAAGGAUGGAAAGUGGAUUUGGAAGAAGGAGGAGAAGAUGAGCGCAUGUCUUCGUGACAUUUCUGAAGAGAAUCCUUAUGGCUACAUUGUGCCAUAGCAGCUUGGUUGGUGCAAAGCUGAACCAAUUGGCACAAAGCGGAUUCAAUCCAACCUUUCUCGUGCAUGUCAUGAGCAGUGGACAAUUUCACCAAAUGUAUGAAACUCAUGUGACAACCUUAAGCAGCAAUUUUCACAAUUCAACACCUCAAUAACGAGCCAGCAAUGAUCGUGGAAUGAUCCCGCGACACAAAAA